CAGCAGGUUCUAUGAACUGGCGAACAGCGCUCUGUGGCCACUUUCAGUUUCGCACAGAGCGCGGUGGAGCCAGAGCUAAGCCUGUGAAUUCCCUGCUCAGGAAUCUGACCUAGAGCACUUUGUGGAUGAUGGCGUUGAGAUUCCAAGAGGCUGAGUAACACAUGAAGUCUCACAGCGGGCACCCAGCAGGCAGGAGUCCAAGACCUGAGCUACAGAAACAUCCUAUAAACUAAGGGUCAGAAGACAAGGAACAGACACCCAGGAGACCCCGUAUAUGGGUAUACCAGGCCAUCUAUCAUGAUCCAAGAAGCCAGGGCCAGCUUCUGAUGGACGCCGAGAGCUACCGGCUGGGCAAUGAGAACCUAUGGGCCUGGCUGGUGGAGCUGCUGAGCAAAAAACCAGAAUGGCUGAGUGCCAAGGUCAGGUUCUUCCUCCCUACCAUGGACCUGGACUGCAGCAAUGAGGCCCCCAUCUCUGAGGUCACUCACCAUCAGCUCAACAGGCUGUUUGCCCAAGGCCCGGCCACCUGGGAGUCUUUCAUCUACACUCUGUGCAUCGAGCUUGAAGUGCCUCUAAGCCUGGAGGUACCACUGCUGAGCAUCUGGGGCCAAAAGGAUGAAUUCUCUAAGCAGCUAGGAGCGUGUGAGGAGAGCCAUCCUGGACCUAAGCUUCACCAUGGUGUCAAGCGUCCUUUUCAGAGCUACGGGUCCUCGCCCCGCAGGAAGCACAGCAGGAAGCAGCAGCUCGAGUUGGUCAAGAAGUACCUGAAGCUCCUGAGGACCUCUGCCCAACAGUGCCAUGGCGGCCAAUGCCCAGGAGCAUGGAAUGCUUGUGACUCCCCACAGACCUACAUCCCUCCAAUUGUUCAGUGGAGUGGGACUUCAGCACCCUUGGAUGCUCAAGAGGGAGCCAGGAUAGGAGGAGACCCUGAAGCAGCAGACAGCACCGAUGUGAGCAUCCAUGAUCUCUUCAACUUCAAGGCCCACAAGGGACCUCGAGUGACAGUAGUUCUGGGAAAGGCCGGGAUGGGUAAGACCACCCUGGCACAUCGGCUCCACUGGAGGUGGGCUCACGGUCAGCUGGACCGCUUCCAGGCCGUGUUCCUUUUUGAGUUCCGCCAGCUCAACAUGGUCACACAGUUGCUGACCCUGCCCCAGCUCCUCUUUGAUCUGUACUUGAGCCCAGAGUCAGAGGAUGCUGAUGCCGUUUGGCAGUACCUGGAAGAGAAUGCCCACCAAAUCCUACUGAUCUUUGACGGGUUGGAUGAGGCGCUCCACACUGAUUCCGUGGGUACUGACAAUGCGGGCUCGGCCCUCACCCUCUUUUCUGAGCUCUGCCACGGGGACCUCCUACCAGGCUGCUGGGUGAUGACUACCUCUCGUCCUGGGAAGCUGCCUUCCUGCGUGCCCACAGAGGCAGCCAUGGUGUACAUGUGGGGCUUUGAUGGGCUGCGGGUGGAGAAGUAUGUCACCCACUUCUUCAGUGACCUUCUGUCUCAGGAACUGGCCUUGAAAGAAAUGAGAGCCAAUGAACGUCUCCGGGGUAUGUGUGCAAUACCCGCGUUGUGCAGAGUCGCCUGCUUCUGCCUUCGCUGCAGUCUGCUUUCUGGAAGUUCCCCAGGGCAGUCCUCAGCCCUCCUGCCCACCAUAACCCAGUUGUACCUGCAGAUGGUGGAAACUUUUAGCUCCAGUGGGACUCUGCCAGCCACAUCCUUGUUGGGCCUUGGAGACGUGGCCCUUAGGGGACUGGUCACUGGGAAGGUCAUCUUCUCUGUGGGAGAUAUCCCUCCCCAACUGAUGGCCUUGGGAGCUGUCCACAGCCUCUUGACCUCCUUCUGUAUCCGUAUGCACUCUGGGCAUAAAGAAAUAGGCUAUGCUUUUGUACACCUCAACCUGCAGGAGUUCUUUGCCGCUCUGUAUCUGAUGGUCAGUGACACAGUGGACAAAGACACACUCAUCAACUAUGUCACCCUCAAUUCCCACUGGGUGCUGAGGACCAAAGCUAAACCAGGCCUCUCAGACCAUCUCCCCACCUUCCUGGCAGGCCUGGCCUCCCACGCCUGCCACACAUUCCUCUGUCACCUGGCUCAGCAAGACGAAGCCUGGGUGGGCUCCAGGCAGGCCACUGUCAUCCAGGUGCUAAGGAAGUUGGCCAGCCGAAAGCUCACAGGGCCAAAGAUGGUAGAAUUGUAUCACUAUGUGGCUGAGACCCAGGAUCUGGAGCUGGCGAGGUUCGUUGCUCAAAGCCUUCCUUUCGAUCUCUCCUUCCACAAUUUCCCUCUGACCCGUGCAGACCUGGCUGGCCUGGCCAACAUUUUGGAGCACAGGGAUGGCCCCAUUCACCUGGAUUUUGAUGGCUGCCCACUGGAGCCCCACUGCCCAGAGGCUCUGGUAGGAUGUGGGCAGGUGGAGAAUCUCAGCUUUAAAAGCAGAAAGUGUGGGGAUGCCUUUGCAGAAGCCCUGUGCAGGAGCUUGCCUACUAUGGGGAGCCUGAAGAUGCUGGGGUUAACAGGAAGUAAGAUUACGGCCCAAGGCAUCCGCCACCUGAUACAGGCUUUGCCCCUCUGUUCCCAGCUGGAGGAGGUCAGUUUGCAUGACAACCAGCUCAAGGACCCAGAGGUGCUGAGUCUUGUGGAGUUGAUCCCUUGCCUGCGGAAGCUCCAGAAGCUUGACCUGAGCCGAAACAGCUUCUGCAUGUCAACCCUUCUGUCCUCGGUGAAGGCGGCCAUCACAUGCCCCACUGUCAGGAAGCUGCAGGUCAGGGAAUCGGAACUCAUCUUUUUUCUGUCCCCGGUCCCAGAGACAGCAACACAGCAAUCAGGAGCAUCAGACGCACAGGGCCAAGAUAGCCCGAAGGAAGGACAGAGUCGAAGCCUGCAACUCAGGCUUCAGAAAUGUCAGCUGAGAGUCCAUGAUGCAAAAGCCCUUGUGGAGCUCUUCCAGAAAGGCCCCCGGCUGGAGGAAGUAGAUCUUUCAGGGAACCAUCUGAAGGAUGAAGGCUGUCGCCUGGUGACAAAGGCUGUUUCACAACUUCACAUUGCCCAGAAACUGGACCUCAGCGACAAUGGCCUCUCUCAGACCGGGGUGACCUAUCUGUUGAAGGCCGUGAGCACGUGUGGGACCCUGGAAGAGCUGCACAUCAGCCUGCUAACCAACACCGUGGUACUCACAUUUGCCCAGGAGCUGAGGGAUCAGGAGGGGAGCUUCAAGAGGGGGGCACAACUUACCGGCUUCAUGUCUCCUGUGACCUCUGAGUUGUCCCAGAGAUCUCGAAGGAUAAGGCUGACACACUGUGGCUUCCUGGCCGAGCACACAGAGAAGCUCUGUGAGGCAUUGAGAGUCAGCUGCCAGAGCCACCCCCUGGAUCAUCUCGACCUGUCAGACAACUUUUUGAAGGACAAAGGAGUGAUCCUACUAACCCAGCUCCUCCCAAGACUGGGUCCCCUGAAGUCCUUGAACCUCAGCAGGAAUGGCUUCUCCAUGGAUGCCGUGUUUAGCUUGGUCCUGUGCAUGUCUUCCCUGCAGUGGCUGUUCCACCUAGAAGUCAGCCUUGAGAGUGACUGCAUCUUCCUUCGAGGAGCUGGGACCAGCAGGGAUACACUAGCUGGUGGAACAGAAUUCCCGGCUGGAGCCCAGUUACUGGAGUUAAGUCAGCGGUGUACUUCCAGGAGUUUCUGCCUUCAGGAGUGUCAGCUGGAAUCCCUGAACCUUGCCUACCUCUGUGACGCUCUGGAGAAGUGCCCCGGGCCUCUGGAAGUCCAAUUGUCCUGCAAGUCCCUGAACGAUGACAGCCUGAAGACCCUGCUGCAGCACCUGCCCCAGAUACCUCAGCUCAGCCAGCUGCGGCUGACACACACAGUCCUGUCUUCAAGAAGUCCCUUCCUGCUAGCUGACACCUUCAACCUGUGCCCACGGGUUCAGAAGGUCAAUCUCAGGUCCCUAAGCCAUGCUGUUCUGCACUUUAACUCCAAUGAGGAACAAGAGGCUGUGUGCUGUGGGUUCCCAGGAUGCAGCCUCAAACAGGAGCAUAUGGAAACACUAUGUUGUGCACUGAGCAAGUGCAAAGCCAUCAGCCAGCUUGACCUCACGGACAACCUGCUGGAUGACAGUGGGCUCAGGUGCCUUCUGGGGUACCUGCCACAGCUGCCUAUCUCUGGGUGGCUUGACCUCAGUCACAACAGUAUCUCUCAGGAAGGGGUCCUGUAUCUGCUGGAGACUCUACCUUCCUACCCUCAUAUCCAAGAGGUCUCUGUGAGUCUGGACUCUAAGCAGAUCUUCCGAAUGCACUUCUCCAAAGAGGAAGGAACUGGAAUGAUACUGAGGUUAUGUGAAUGCAGCUUCAGCACAGAACAAGUAUCCAGAUUGACUUCCAGCCUGAGUCAGGCCCAACAGCUGACGGAGCUCUGGCUGACCAAGUGUGGCUUGGACCCGCCACAGCUGACCACGCUCCUGAACCUGGUGAAUCGGCCAGCAGGGUUGCUGGACCUCAGGUUGGAAGAGCCCUGGGUGGGCUAUGCCGGCUUACCAGCUCUAAUGGAAGUCUGUGCCCAGGCCUCAGGAUGUCUCACUGAGUUAAGCAUCUCUGAGAGCCUAGGGAAGCUGUGGCUCCAGCUGGAAUUUCCUCGCCAAGAAGAUCAUUCUGAGGCCAUGGCCCUCAGGUUGGCUCAAUGUGACCUGGGCACCGACUACGGCCUUCUCAUGAGACAGUUGGUGGAGACGUGUGCCAGACUGCAGCAGCUGAGCUUGUCUCAGGUUAGCUUCAGUGACGACGAUGGCACCAGAUCCAGGCUGCUGCAGAACAUCCUGAUAUCAAGCUGUGAGCUGAAGAGCUUCAGGCUGACCUUCAGCCACGUGAGCACAGAGAGCCUUGCCCACCUGGCAUCUGGUCUGGAACACUGCCACCAUCUGGAAGAGCUGGACUUCUCUAACAACAGCCUCUGUAAGGAGGACACAGAGCUACUGAUAGGAGCCCUUCAGAGAACCUGCAGACUGAAGAGGCUGCACCUCAGUCAUUUGCCACUGGAAGCCUCCUCUCUGGCCUUGCUUGUUCAAGAAUUAAGCAACAUGACCCUGCUGCAGGACCUUUGGGGGAACCCGCUUGCCAUCCCGCCAGACUUAACCAGGAGAAGUGUAUGUAGGCUAGGUGAGAUGGGAGAUGGGAGACAGGCUAAUAGUUCUUCAUCUUUGCUUUUCUCCCCAAGUCUGAAGCACAGCCAGAUUGGAGACGUGGGUACUCAGCACUUAGCUGCCAUCUUGCCAAGGCUGCCAGGGCUCAGGAAACUAGACCUCUCAGGGAACAGGAUUGGCCCGGCUGGGGGAGUGCAGCUGGUCAAGUCUCUCACCCAUUUCAAGAACUUGGAGGAGAUCAUACUGGGCAACAACACUCUGGGGGAUCCCACAGCCCUGGAGCUGGCUCAGAGAUUUCCCCCACAACUCAGGGUCCUGUGCCUGACAUCCAGCCAUCUGGGUCCAGAGGGGGCCCUGUGCCUGGCCCAGGCCCUGGAGCAAUGCCCACACAUAGAAGAGGUCAGCUUGGCAGAGAAUAACCUGGCUGGAGGUGUCCCACAUUUCUCCAAGAGGCUCCCACUGCUUAAACAAAUCAACCUGGUGUCCUGCAAGAUUGAAGACCAAGCUGCCAAGCACCUUGCCACCAACCUCAUGCUCUGCCCAGCCCUGGAAAAACUCUUGCUGUCCUGGAAUCACCUUGGUGAUGAGAUGGCUUCUGAGUUGGCCCAGGUCCUGCCACAGAUGGGGCAGCUGAAGACAGUGGACUUGGAGAAGAACCAGAUCACAGCAUGUGGAGCCCAACUCCUGGCUCAAGGGCUGGUCCAGGGAUCCUGUGUCCCAGUCAUCCGCCUCUGGAAAAACCCUAUCCCUGACUGUGUGGCCCAGAGUCUGCAGAGCCAGGAACCCAGGCUGGACUUCUCCUUCUUUGAGCAGCAGCCCCAGACUCUUUGAGGAACCUGAUGGACCUCUCAAGACAACCACGUCACCCACCAGGAGAGGGGGCUCAGAAGAACAUCGAUUGGGACAGCAUCCUAUGAAUGCCCCAGGAGGAAAGAG
This is a messenger RNA of Rattus rattus (black rat), 6062 nucleotides long. RefSeq names its product NLR family CARD domain containing 5 (gene Nlrc5). The coding region runs from base 327 to 5957 and encodes 1876 amino acids. Gene Ontology annotation, molecular function: protein binding. The transcript has 49 exons. NCBI's taxonomy places the organism in Eukaryota, Metazoa, Chordata, Mammalia, Rodentia, Muridae. The record is from RefSeq and is a predicted model, not a curated record.